Messenger RNA from Pezoporus flaviventris, 813 nucleotides. RefSeq lists its product as uncharacterized. The transcript is spliced from 3 exons. Bases 63 to 761 code for a protein of 232 amino acids. Lineage: Eukaryota; Metazoa; Chordata; Aves; Psittaciformes; Psittacidae. The record is from RefSeq and is a predicted model, not a curated record.
UUUCCAUGUUUGUGUCUUAUUAAUCUGCCUUUUUCUUACUUGAAUGUACAGAGUAGCAGUAAAUGGGUCCAUCUGACUUGGAGAGCAGGGAUGGAAGAGUUUUGGCCUUACUCCCUGGUGAGAACACAGAGGAAGAGGCCAGCACAAUCAGACUAGAUGUCUGCACCAGCCGUGACUAUCUUGGUGGAUCUAGAAGGAAGUCAUCUUACAGAUUACUGCUUCGUCCAGGCAUUUGUCACAACCAGCUCUCCACAGAAGCUGUCUUCACCAUUAAGGGAAACUUGAUUUACAAACUAUAUUUAAUGAAAGAAAAGCAUCCUGCAGCCAAAGCUGCAAAUAUUUGGCAAAUGGCUCCAUUGAAAGCUUUCCACAGGAUGUCAGUCAGCUCCAAAGCUGCUAUACCUCUAAUGUUGCUGUUGAGAGCCAAAUUACCUGGAGGAGGUCACCAGAGCAGACCACGCCAGCCUGAAGUUACCCAUGCAGCCCUUGAAAAGGGACAGGAUCUGAUGCUGCAGAGAGUGGAAGCUCUCAGGUGUGCAGCCAUUUUCUCUAUAACUUCUGGUCACCCUGAAGUGGUCAGGCAUUUGGAUGAGAUGAUCAUUGUAGGUCCCUUCCAACUGGACUAUUUAUUCUAUGCUCAUGUCUUUUUGUACAGUAGUGCUGGUUUAGGAGUAUGUCAUAUUUUAGAGUUGUCAGGAAUACAUCAGUCUGACACAAGCUCAUGUGAGGACCUGAAGAAAAGCAAACGUGGCUUUGAAUAAUCUGAGAUUUGGCAGAUUUGGGCCUAAAGAUCAAUGCUUAUUUCUAUGAUAA